Molecule: messenger RNA, 1412 nt
Organism: Petromyzon marinus (sea lamprey)
Lineage: Eukaryota; Metazoa; Chordata; Hyperoartia; Petromyzontiformes; Petromyzontidae
Gene: SSBP1
Product: single stranded DNA binding protein 1
Biological process (GO): mitochondrial DNA replication; positive regulation of helicase activity
Cellular component (GO): mitochondrial nucleoid
Molecular function (GO): single-stranded DNA binding
Source: RefSeq, a predicted model, not a curated record
GACGCGGCCUCUCCAUCACUUCCGGGGCUCCGCUGCGUCUCAUCCGGCGCCUUCCCGCGCAAAUCGCCUCACGCACCCGAGCCGCAAGGUUAUUAACUCCAGCCACGUCGGCGUCACGAAAUCGUGGAACGAUGUUCAGAAGACCGCUUUUCAAGCUUGCUCGUGGGCUGAUGACCAGUGAGGCUGGAGAUGCUGCUGCGUUAAAACUGGAGAAAUCGCUGAAUCGAGUGCAGCUGCUGGGCCGCGUGGGCCAGGACUCGAUGGUGCGUCAAGCCGAAGGCCGUUUCCCCGUUACCAUCUUCUCCAUGGCAACCAACGAGGUGUGGAAGGGCCAGGAAGUGGCGAGCAACACUGAUACAGGAGAUCUCACCCAGAAAACGACUUGGCACCGCGUGUCCGUGUUCAAACCCGGCCUGAGGGAGGUUGCAUUCCAGUACGUCAAGAAGGGGGUUCGUGUCUAUGUGGAAGGACGACUGGAGUACGGCGAGUACACAGACAAGAACAACGUGAAGAGGAGUGCCACCAGCAUCAUAGCAGAGCAAAUCAUUUUCUUGAGUGACCCUGAAAGAGACGAUGGACGAAAAGCUGAGCUCGAGGACAUGCAGCUGUGAGCGCUGAUCACCAGAUGCUCGUGAUUGGUGGUGUGACAGUGGAUGUGUGGUGGGUUGGGAGGGACCUGAGGAUUGCAGAAGUUAAGUCAUGCCACCUUUUCGAGUUUGGCCAGUAAACGGACACCCGCUGCACCCACACUGAGAGGUUGUGAAAUUUCCCAAUCUCUUCCUUUUGCACGCAAAUGAGCCAAUAUGCUUCGGAUUAUAUCUUUUGAUUGGUAAACCCAAAACGCUGGAUGUGUGGGAUUAAGUGUGUGGUAUUUAACCUUAAAAACUAGGGUUUUUGAACCACGGACACGUCGGCAGAUAUUGUCUUCCAAGACAUUGCAAAAUUCACUCCGCCUACGUCUGUUGCGUUUAAAAAAACGGUCUGUCGAGCCAGUGGAAAAUAGCAGGGUGGACGUGUUCCGCAUGGAGAGAAGCACAUUUGUGCUUCAGCAUUUCGAAAUUUUCUAAUUUCCACAGAAGUGUUUAUAGUCCCGAUAGCAGCACACCCGACUCGCGCAAAACUUGCGAUCGCGACAAUCCGCGUGCCUGCUUCCUCCAAACGUGCAUUGCUCGCGCGAGCACUUGAUUUCUGUUGUAUUUACAUUUUCUGUUCGUUUUUGUCUUGUUGUUUUGCCCGCGUUCAUUUUCGUUGUCGGUAUAAUUUAAAUGGCACUCGUGUGAAGUAAUGCUCUUCGUGAUGAAUAACCUUUGUUUGUUUUGGAAAAAAACAACAACAUGUUGUGCAGAUUCUUAGUGUCAAAUAAGGUUCUUGUUUUUUUAAUAAACAUGCAACCAGUCGGUUGUGAAAAAUAA